Molecule: messenger RNA, 387 nt
Organism: Aspergillus nidulans FGSC A4
Lineage: Eukaryota; Fungi; Ascomycota; Eurotiomycetes; Eurotiales; Aspergillaceae
Exons: 2
Coding region: 1-387 (128 amino acids)
Source: RefSeq, a predicted model, not a curated record
AUGAAGAAGGAGGCUUACCAUCAUACAGCUUUGUUCAUCAAACCUCGUGGAGCCAGGAAAAUGUGGAAGUUGCUGCCCUUUCGAAGCUCCACAACGUGCAAUGACAUAGUUGGUCACGUGGGGCUAGGCAUGAUCUUUAUGCCGCGUCGAGGAUCCUCAAUUCCCUCCCUCUCAACGUGUCGACAGCUUCUCAUGACACCUUGUUUCGGACAAAACCGACAAAUUGAUAUCAUCCUUCGCGCGCUCUUUGCUGCCGAAUGGAAGAUGAAAUUUGCUCAAGCGUGGGUGAUUGAGUUUGAACAGAGAUCUAAGGGAUCGGCUACUGGUUCUGUUGGUCUUGAUCGCAUCGCCGCUGCGAUUCGAGUCGUAUACUGUCCCUAUCCAUAA